AUGGCUUACCCACAACAAGGCCCCGGGCCUUCCACAUACUAUCAGCAGUCUCCUCCGCCUCAGCCACAGCAAUCACAACCCCCGCAACACUCGCCACAAGCACAGGCGCAAUUGCAGUCACCCCCGCCUCAACAUUCACCACAAGGGCAACACCAUCACAUUUAUGGGACACACAGCCCAGGUCCACGCCCUAUACAGAAUUAUUACCAGUAUCCACCUCCUGGCCCCCCGCCACACCAGUAUAUGGGCUCAUACCCCCCGCAGGGGUCGCCUUCAAGAGGGAGAGGAGGGAGAGACUAUGGCGGUAGAGGCGGCGCACAUCACUACCACCAUCACCAGCAACAGCAUCAUGCGCAACAUCAGCACCCCCCACCGCAUCAUCAACCACAUUACUCACCGUACAGCCCACACCACGUCACCUUACCACACCCACAGCACCCACACGCUCUACCUCCACAUCACGCUCAACAACACGCUCAACAUGUCCAGUCAUAUUCUCCCCAACCUCAGAAAUAUUCUUCGGGCCCAACCUUUUACCCAUCUCCAUCUGCACCUGUUUUUACGCCUUCGUGGCAGACACAGCAGGCAAUGAUGUCACCGCUGCCGAAGCAGCUUUCUAUGCCGCCUCCUCAACCCCCUGCGUUGGUGGCUGGUUAUUCAAAUUAUUAUGAACCACCACAGCCAUUAUCAUCCGGAGUUCCUUCGCCUGUACCAGUUGUACAGAGCGUCGAACAACCAGCGAUUCCCAUCCCUAUUCCACCUGUCUGUGAAGAUCUCAAAACCGACCCUACCCUACCUACUCCCGAACCUUCAACCCUACCUACUUCUGUUUCUGGCACAGAAACAUUACCUUCACUUUCUUUAGCGGUUCCUUCUACGUCAACGGCCACCUCUUCGCCUGCUCUGUCACCCUCUGCGCCAUCUUUCUUCCCCUCUGGAUCUUCCCCAUUGUCUGUAUCUGUUUCUGCAACGCCAGCACCUCCCGUAGAUGUAAAAUUACCAGAAUCGGAACCACCGUUAGAAGUACAACAUGCAGCUGCAUCCACGACUCCUACGCCUCAGGAGCCACAAGAACAAAAAAUUGUUGCUCCAGCAACAUCUACGUCGAGUUAUGCACGGAUGGGAUCGAUCGCGACGGAGCCCACUGCUAAUACACCGACAUCGACAUCCGUCGUUUUCAUUGCCCAAGCCUUCUCGUCUUCAUCACCCCGAACAUCUCCGGCCUUAACAUUCUCUGCAUUACCCAACGGCGUUUCCAGCACAUCGCCGACGUACGACACCAUCACAAUUCCUAUUCCUGCAUCAUCAUCGUCAAUCUCUUCUUUUCCCUCAUCGUCGUCGAUCUCCACGUCCACGUUACCAACUUCACAAUCCAGCUCAACAUCGGCUUCCACGACGCUGCCCGAUGUUCCUCUUCCACCUUCUCUUCCUCACCAACCGAACCCAAUCCUUCAAUGGGCAAUCUGGGCUCGGCGGCCUUAUGAUCCUGCUAAUGCUCCUGGGAUAAUUAUUAGUCCCAGAGCACGACCGCCAAUGGAGGUUGUGCAAGCUGCGAUGGGAGGAAAGGGGCCCGGAGUUGGUGAGGGCGUGGGCGUUGGUGGUCCCAAAGUAAAAGAUAGGGAAGGGGCAGUUGAUGGUGAGGAGAAGGACAAGGCGGAGAAGAAACCGGAAGAAAAGGUCGCGGUAUCUGCAGACGCGUCAUUCUCUACCUCGACGUCGACGUCUACUUCUUCGGCCGCGAGCGUCGCAGAUGCGGAAACGACUGUGCCUUGCUCGCCAGCAAGCUCACAUACGAGCGUCGACGCGUCUGUUGUUGCUGCCGUUGUUGACGAUGCAUCCAAACCGACAAGUGGAGAAAAAGAAUCGGCAAAAGCAAAAGAUUUAAAAGAAAAGAGCGAAAGUUCAACGCCUAAGGCGAGUUCGAACACGGAUGGUCCCACUCCGGCAGCACCUGCGGGCUCAGCCACCCUGGAUGCUAAGUCUAGCUUGUCCACGUCAGCGACAACUGAGAAGGAAAGUGCUAGCGAGCAGUCGAAAGAGGGGAAUACACUGAUUCCUGCCGCGGCCACGUCAACAAUCACCCCAGCGACGAUGACGAAGGCUGCUACCACUGAGACGGCCACACCAGCCACGACGACACCUGGAACGCCCGCUCAGUCUGACGCUUUACAGCUUCCUUCGACACCCACCACUUCGACGACUGCUGCAGUCCCAGCCGCAGCAACACCCCCGGUCAAAAAAUCAUGGGCCUCACUUCUGCGCCCUGCAACCUCUUCGCCUUCCACACCAGGAGCAUCUGGAUCUGGUUCGCCAUCCGGAGCGGAGACUGCAAAACGCUCUGCACUCCCUGUUUCAAAUGUGGUUGGCUUCUCGAUCCCAGCUACCGCUCUUGCUGGUACAGUUCCGAAUGCCAGCCCUGCACCUGCAGUUCCUGUUGCAGGCGCAGCAAUUGGCAUCACAGGCGCGCGUCGCGCCGAUCUAAUCACUCUGCUUACUACUGGUCCACCCUCUCCUGUACCCCCUCCUCACUCCGCCUCCACAGGUGGUCCUAUUAACUUUGCCGCUGCCGCUGCGAGCGCGAACGCAGCGCAAACGUAUGCGAAACAAAUUGAGGCAGCGAUGGGCGCGACGCUCAAGGUCCGCCCGCGUGGGCUCGUCAAUAGCGGGAAUAUGUGCUUUGCAAACUCAGUGUUGCAGGUAAUGGUGUAUUGUCCGCCAUUCCACCGGUUGUUUGGUGAGCUUGGGCGGGUAUUCAGAGGGCUGGAUGGCGAGAAGGGGAAUGGGAAGGAGAAGGGCAGAGAGACGCCGCUUGUUGAUGCGACAAUCGAGUUCUUGAGGGAGUUCGUGGAAGAUAAAAAGGUCAAAGGCGUUAAUGGGAACGGAAAUGCUAAUGGAAGUGCCAACGGUAAUACUUUGGCGUCUGCAUUUGCCUUUGCCAGUGCCAGUGGUAGCGGGCGAGGAAAAGGAAAAGAGAAGGAUAUUUCCAUGGGAGAGCCUGAAAGGAAUGAAGAUGACUGGGAUGGCGAGUCAUUUUUGCCAACGGGUAUUUAUGACGCUAUGAAGGCGAAGAAGAGGUUCGACGGGAUGAGGGGUGGUCACCAAGAAGACGCAGAAGAGUUCUUUGGAUUUUAUCUCGACACUCUCGAAGAAGAGCUACUGGGUCUAUUGCACGCUAUCAACCCUCCACCUCAACCCACAACCGCGACACGGCAGGUCAACGGAGUUGAAGAAAAGGAGGAGGCUGCACCGCCCGAGGAGGAUGGAUGGCUCGAGGUGGGCAAGAGAAACCGUAUGGUACAUACUCGCACCAUUAAAGUUACUGAAUCGCCUAUUACGAGAAUUUUUGGAGGUAAAUUCAGGUCUACGCUUCGCGCACCUGGGCAAAAAGAUUCGGUUGUCGUUGAGGAUUGGAGGUCUUUGAGACUAGACAUUCAGCGAGAUCAAAUACAUACCAUCCAAGACGCGCUGUCAUACAUUUCCUACCCACAACCUGUUCAAGUCACUCAAGGCUCGCGCACCAUCGAGGCGCAGCAGCAAGUUCUCAUUGAAGCCCUUCCACCGAUCUUGGUAUUGCAUAUCAAGAGGUUUUGUUAUGAUACCGCAGUAGGCGGUGUCGUCAAAGUUGGCAAACAAAUCGCAUUUGGGCCAGAGUUGGAGAUUGGAGCUGAUGUUAUGGUCCCUGCUGCAAAGAAAUCGCAGCCCGUAAAAUAUAAACUGUUUGGUGCUCUGUACCAUCACGGUCUUUCAGCAUCAGGAGGGCACUAUACCCUGGACGUGCUUCAUCCUAAUCGAUACCCCACUACUUCCUCCAACGCCUCCGCCCCAGGCAAGCAGCAACUUCGCGAAGGAUGGGUCCGCAUCGACGAUAACCUCGUGUCGGACGUCCGACCGGAUGAUGUGUUCGGCUCUCUUGAGAAAGAUGAGUCGAAGUGUGCCUACUUGUUGUUCUACAGGCGGAUAUGA
Psilocybe cubensis is the source of this 3963-nucleotide messenger RNA. RefSeq lists its product as uncharacterized. The record is from RefSeq and is a predicted model, not a curated record. Gene Ontology annotation, molecular function: cysteine-type endopeptidase activity; cysteine-type deubiquitinase activity. The transcript has 6 exons. Bases 1 to 3963 code for a protein of 1320 amino acids. Gene Ontology annotation, biological process: protein deubiquitination. Gene Ontology annotation, cellular component: nucleus; cytosol. Lineage: Eukaryota; Fungi; Basidiomycota; Agaricomycetes; Agaricales; Agrocybaceae.